Arachis stenosperma is the source of this 1501-nucleotide messenger RNA. Its product is annotated as UDP-glycosyltransferase 74B1-like. Lineage: Eukaryota; Viridiplantae; Streptophyta; Magnoliopsida; Fabales; Fabaceae. The transcript has 2 exons. The record is from RefSeq and is a predicted model, not a curated record. Gene Ontology annotation, molecular function: UDP-glycosyltransferase activity. Bases 1 to 1368 code for a protein of 455 amino acids.
AUGAAGAACAAAGCCAAAGGCCAUGUGAUAGUUCUUCCGUAUCCAGCCCAAGGGCACAUCAACCCGCUCCUCCAAUUCGCAAAAGUUUUAGUCACCAAAGGCCUCAAGGCCACAUUAGCCACAACCCCAUACACAAUCAACCACAUUCAUGAACCAACCGUGGCUAUUGAACCCAUCUCAGAUGGCUACGAUGAGGGUGGCUUCACCCAUGCUCCAAGCGUUGAAUCCUACAUUGACUCCUUUAGAUCAGCUGGUUCCAAAACAUUAUCAGAGCUUAUAAUUAAGUUGAGACACUCGUCAUGCGCCGUGAACUGUAUUGUGUAUGACUCUAUGCUUACUUGGGCACUUGAUGUUGCAAAACAGUUUGGUAUCUAUGGUGCUGUGUUCUUGACGAAUUCUGCUUCUGUGUGUUCUAUUUAUUGGGAAAUGAAAUUGGGAAACUUGGUUUUUCCUUUGGAGAAAUGGGUGUUUCCGAUUUCAAUUCAUGGGCUUCCUCCUCUCGGGGUUUCUGAUUUGCCUAGCUUUGUUGCAAGACCUGAUGAUCACAAAGCUUAUCUGGAUGCUAUCAUGGGAAUAUUUGAGACUUUGAAGAACAAUGACUGGGUAUUCUGCAACACUUUUCAGGAACUCGAAAGUGAGGCUUUAGAUGGUACAUGGCCAGUUAUACCAGUAGGACCAAUGGUUCCAUCAGCAUAUCUACACCAACAAAAUUCAGAAGACACAGCUUAUGGAGCCACACUGUGGAAUCCAACUAGAAAUAAAAGCUACAUGACAUGGUUAGGUACAAAGCCGCCAAGGUCUGUAGUUUAUGUAUCAUUCGGAAGCAUGGCAACAACAACAGCUAAACAAGCCGAAGAAAUCGCAAACGGCUUAAAGGCUAGCAAGAAGAAUUUCAUAUGGGUGGUGAAAGAAUCUUGGGAGAUAUUACCAAAGGGGUUUAUGAGUGGACUCGGUGAUGCAGGGUUGGUGGUGACGUGGUGCAACCAAUUGGAGGUGCUGGCUCACCCGGCCGUCGGCUGCUUUGUAACGCAUUGUGGAUGGAACUCAGUAUUGGAGGCACUGAGUAUAGGGGUGCCGAUGGUCACGGUGGCUCAAUGGAGUGAUCAACCUACAAAUGCUAAGCUUGUUGAAGUGGUGUGGGGAGUGGGAACAAGAGCUGAGAAGGAUUCAGAUGAUGUUUUAUCAGGCAAAGAAUUGGAGAAGUGUAUAGGAGAAGUUAUGGACGCUGAAAAAAGUGAUGAUUUAAAAAGAAAUGCUUCUAAGUGGAGUCAAAGUGCUUCAAGAGCAGCCAGUGUAGGUGGGACUUCAGACAAAAAUAUCAAUGAGUUUGUAAAGAUCUUAAUGUUACCUAAAGGGGAAAACAAUUAAUGUAAGGUUUGAUUACUUUCUAGGUACUGUAGGUUCAUUAAGUUUUCAAUUGAAUCCUUAUAGUUUUAUAAUCAAAUCCCUUAUUAUACGAAACUUAUUAAUCAAAUUCCUAUAAUUUAAACGUUACUAAUUA